GUCGGCCAAAAAAUAAAAAUAUUUACUGUAUUUACUGUUGUAAAUAAUACAGUAAAUAAUGGCAGGUUUUAGGAGGUUCUUUGUAAUUUGACAGAAUUUGACACUAGUUUCUAAAACUUUAUUAUGAAAAUCUGAAAUUAGAAACAUUCUUAGUAUUCUUCUUUCUAAUUCGGCUUUUAUUUGACACUUUAUAUAAGCUUGUCAUACUAUUGCUGUCGAAAGCCUAUUAUUUAAUCUUCUUUCGUGAUUGUAAUAUCUCAACCAGCCUGAACUGAUAAUGAAACCAAAGAUUGUAUCAAGCAGCACAAUGAUCUGUAUGCUGAUACACCUGUUUGCUUCUAUCUUUGAACAAACUCAAGCGCUAAUAUUUCAUGCCUGCUAAAUUAUUCAGAACAAAAGAUGAUUAAAAUUGAUAUUUUAUUUUUUAUUUCCAAAAUGUAAAAUGAUUAUUAGCCUAUAUAUUAAUUUAAAAUUACGCUGCCGUAAAAUCAGUGUCUUGCUGCUUUUAUGAAAUCAAAAACUCCCAAUGCUCAUUAAACAAUUACACAGAAUGCGUGUAUAUCAUAAUCAUACAAUAACAUGCAGACUCGUCUGGUUUGUUUUAUGAAAGCCAGUAUUAUAACAGUUACAGAUUUGUGUUAUUGAUCCUACAGUAAACUCUCAAAACUUGACAGCAGUUUCCAGAAUUCAUACUAAAGCACUGAAGAAUGUUAUUUAGUUCGUGAUUUCGCAGCACUUGUUUGCAGUGAAGCACUACUAGAGAACAGGGAAGGGAAGUUGAUUUAAUGGGAACAGGAAAUGAGUUUCCACGGCAGCCAGUGACAUCACUGCUUGUGUAUGUGCAUAAGCUCCUCCCACUCAGAACGCAGCAGGUAUAAACGUGUUGCAGGUGACGCGGCGCUCAAUUCUCACCGCUGGUCUGAAGACUCUCUGAGCGUCCUUCACACAGUCGUCAUCGUCCAGAAUGGGUUUUGGCACGAACGGCGAGCUGAUGGACGGCAGGUCAAAGGUCAGCUUCUGCUCGGGCUCGUGUCACGCCGAGCACAUCCUGCAGGUGCUGAACUCGUACCGGCGCAGCGGCACCUUCACGGACGUGGUUCUGCAGGUGGACGGAUGCGAGUUCCCGUGUCACCGCGCCACGCUCUGCGCCAGCAGCCUCUACUUCCGCACCAUGUUCAGCAGCAGCUUCCAGGAGAACCAGCAGCCCGUGGUCAAGCUGCAGGGCAUCUCCAGCACAGCCAUGGACAACCUGCUGGACUUCAUGUACGAGGGCCGGCUGAAGCUGGACGAGGAGAACGUGGAGAGCGUCUUCCAGGCGGCGGAUCAGCUGGACGUCCCCGUCCUGUCCAGAGCCUGCGUGCAGUUCCUGCAGGAGCGCGUCAGCCACGCAAACUGUCUGGGGCUGAUGGACUUCGCCAGUCUGUACGUGCUGCAGCCGCUGCAGGAGCAGUGCCAGACGCUGCUCUACCAGGACUUCCAGGAGGUGCUGCAGCACGACGAGUUCCUCGGCCUGCCCAAAGCCCGUGUGCUGGAGCUGCUGGCCUGCGAGCGUCUGCAGGUGACCGAGGAUGUUCUGGUGACCGCCGCGCUCCGCUGGGUCCAUCACCGGCCAGACGAGAGGAAACAGGAGCUCAGGGAGCUGCUGGAGCGGCUGCGUCUCCCUCUGCUGGACCCGGCGUUCUUCACCGCUGCGCUGGAGGCGGAUGAGCUGGUGCAGGAGUGUGUGGAGCUCCGGCCGCUGCUGCAGGAGGCACGCAUGUACCGUGUGUUCGGACGCGAGGUGCAGUCGGAGCGCACCAAACCCCGCCGGUGCUCUGGCUGGGCUGAGGUGAUCUUCGUGAUCGGUGGCUGUGAUAAGAACGGUUUCUCCAGGCUGUCCUUCACAGAGAAGCUGAACGUGUCGUCAGGAGAGUGGACGUCCGCCGCUGCUCUGCCCGGUUACUCCAAAUCUGAGUUUGCGGCCUGUGAGCUUCAGAACGACAUUUAUGUGUCAGGCGGGCAGCUGAACAGCGCAGACGUGUGGCGCUUCAUGCCGCAGCUCAAUCACUGGGUGCGGGUGCGAGGACUCAUCCGCGGCCGCUGGAGACAUAAGAUGACCUCCUUGUGUGGGAAGCUGUACGUGGUCGGCGGUUAUAACGGCCGCGAGCGUCUGUCCAGCGUGGAGCGCUACAGUCCUCAUGAGAACAGCUGGACGAGUGUUUCGGACAUGCUGCUGCCGGUCAGUUCGGCCGCUCUGAGCAGCUGCUGCGGGAAGCUCUACAUCAUCGGAGGAGCUGUGAGUGACCACAACAACACUGACCGGGUCCAGUGUUACGACCCGGUGAGCGACAGGUGGUCAUACGUGUCGUCCUGUCCCUUCACCCAGCGCUCCAUCACCGCCGUGACGCUCAACGGCUCCAUCUACGUGACCGGAGGUCUGCUGGACCACAUCUACUGCUACACGCCCCGCACAGACUCCUGGAGCCGAGCCGCGGAGCUGCCCGUCAGACUGGAGGGCUGCGGGCUGACCGUGUGUGACGGGAAGGUGUAUGUGGUCGGCGGUCGUGAUGAACACUCGGUUGCCGUGGAUCAGAUCUGGGCGUUCGACCCGCUGAGCGGUAAAGUGACGGAGGAGAAGCCGCUGACCCGCUGCCUGAGUUAUCACGGCUGUGUGACCGUCCUGCAGCGGCUCUGACCCCAACACACCGCAUCAAGCUCACUGAACCAUGUGGACCACUUACCAUUCAUGAUAAUGUGAUAACAAGUAGCUAUGGAAAGCUGUUUUCACAAUUAUUCGAUAUACGCUCGGAAUUCUGAGAAAAAAAGUUAGACUUGCAACAUAUAUUCUGACGAUAUUUCUUGCAAUUCUGAGUUUAUAUAAUUCUCAGUUUAUAAUUCACAGCUCUGACUUUUUUCUCUGCAGUUGAAAUUGCAAGUUUAUAUCUCAUAAUUCCAAGUUUAUAUCUCAUAAUUACUAUAAUUCUGAGUUUGUAUCUCAUAUUUCUGACUUUUUUCUUGCAAUUCUAAGUUUAUAUCUCAUAAUUACUAUAAUUCUGAGUUUGUAUCUUAUAACUCUGUUUAUAUCACAAUUCUGAGUUUAUAUCUCAUAAUUACGAUACUUCGGAGUUUGUAUCUCAUAUUUCUGACUUUUUUCUUGCAAUUCUAAGUUUGUAUCUCAUAAUUCCAAGUUUAUGUCUCAUAAUUCAUAUGUGAAUAUUUAUCUCAUAUGUGAGAUAAAAGGUUGGAAUUACCUUUAUUAUCCCUUGAAGGAAACAUGCUUCCAUUAAUACCAGUUUGGAACAUCAAACAUCAUAAAUGGACUUGGACAAUGAAAAUGACACCCGUAGCCUCGCACAUUAAGUUAAAAAUAAUUGAAACUGUUCUUACAUAAAAACUAAGGUGGAUAAGUGAGAUUUCUAGCUGAACUAGAUAAAGCAGUUCUUCAUUUUCUGAUGAUAAGACACAAUCAGUUUCUCACAUUCCACAUGACUGACAAACCGGAAAAACUCUUGCGUGACUACAGACCUGCAAAAUCUGUAGCAGAAAUGUGAACGCGUCACUAAUGCACCAACAGUUACAUUAUUGCUCGUUAAUGAAGUCUGGGGAUAUAUUGCCUGUGUGUAUUGUGUAUUGUGUUUGUGGAAACAUUAGCGUUCUAUAAUACACAAUGAUUUAUUUUCUAGUUAUGGACUUGAACUUCUGGAAAUCCCAAUGUGAAUCUGAAUCAUUAUAGACUGUGAACAUGUUUUUAACCACUUUGUAUAUAUGAUGUUAGAUACAUUUAAAUAAAGACUGCAUCAUUUUA
Molecule: messenger RNA, 3784 nt
Organism: Cyprinus carpio (common carp)
Lineage: Eukaryota; Metazoa; Chordata; Actinopteri; Cypriniformes; Cyprinidae
Gene: klhl35
Product: kelch-like family member 35
Exons: 7
Coding region: 965-2674 (569 amino acids)
Molecular function (GO): protein binding
Source: RefSeq, a predicted model, not a curated record